UUAGUUAUGCUUUUCUGUUUAUUUGGGGCAAGAACUUCAGCUCUUGAAAAGUUGAAAGGGAAAAAUGGUAUAAAGUCACUGGAAAAUGCAGAAUAUGGAAAUAAAAACAUCAAGCUAGGCUUGUGGUCUGAGUAUAAAUAGAGUGAUGCAUCUAACCAUCAAAAGAUUCUCUGUGUUUUUGCCCUAGGGAUUUGGAAUUUUCGCUUUUUUGUAGCGUUUUGAUGCUUUUCUUUAUCUUCUUGUCAAGUUGAGAUCCUCAUCUAUAAAAUCUUCUUGGGUUUUGUCUGACUUAUAAAUCUGAAGGAGAUAGUUUGUUUCUGGGUUUUUAUUUUUUGUAAAUACUGCGCGUAAAACAAUCUCUGUAUUUUUCAGAAUAAUUGGCCAUGGUGAGAGGAAAAUUUCAGAUGAAAAGAAUUGAGAAUGCAACGAGCCGGCAAGUGACUUUUUCUAAACGUCGAAAUGGGUUGUUGAAGAAGGCUUAUGAGCUAUCGGUUCUUUGUGAAUCUGAAGUCGCAGUGAUUAUCUUUUCACAGAAAGGAAGAGUCUAUGAGUUCUCGAGCUCUGGGAUGCAAAAGACAAUCGAUCGAUACCUCGAAUACAAAAAAGAAGUGCUAGCUAACAAGCCUGAAGCAGAAGAAUACAUGCAGCAUGAUAUAGCAAACAUGGUGAAGGAGAUUGUGAGUAUUGAAGUUUCUCAAAGGAAGCUUUUAGGGAAAGAUUUGGGUUCUUGUAGUGUUGAUGAACUCCUAAAUAUUGAAGAUCAGCUAGAAAGAAGCUUGCACACCAUUCGAGCGAGAAAGGCUCAGCUAUUUAAGGAGCAGAUAGAGCAACUAAAAGCAAAGGAGAAACUAUUACUGGAAGAGAAUGCAAGGUUAAGUUUAAAGGCAUCAGCUCGACAGAAAGGUGCAAUCCAUAACAGCCAAAGCUUCCAGAGUUCAGAAAUAGAGACUGAAUUAUUCACCGGACCAACUGAAAUACGUUUCCUCUAGCCAGAAAUUUGCUUUCCACGUAAAAUAAUUAA
Messenger RNA from Mangifera indica (mango), 1021 nucleotides. Its product is annotated as MADS-box protein SOC1-like. The coding region runs from base 384 to 989 and encodes 201 amino acids. Gene Ontology annotation, cellular component: nucleus. Lineage: Eukaryota; Viridiplantae; Streptophyta; Magnoliopsida; Sapindales; Anacardiaceae. Gene Ontology annotation, biological process: positive regulation of transcription by RNA polymerase II. The record is from RefSeq and is a predicted model, not a curated record. Gene Ontology annotation, molecular function: protein dimerization activity; RNA polymerase II cis-regulatory region sequence-specific DNA binding; DNA-binding transcription factor activity, RNA polymerase II-specific. The transcript has 8 exons.